This is a messenger RNA of Verticillium nonalfalfae, 1152 nucleotides long. RefSeq lists its product as uncharacterized. Gene Ontology annotation, molecular function: GTPase activity. The record is from RefSeq and is a predicted model, not a curated record. NCBI's taxonomy places the organism in Eukaryota, Fungi, Ascomycota, Sordariomycetes, Glomerellales, Plectosphaerellaceae. Bases 1 to 1152 code for a protein of 383 amino acids. The transcript has 3 exons.
AUGGCUUCUUCAGCUCCGCCCUCCAGCACUGCCAAACAGCCGCCCGCCAUUGUCUGCGUUGGCAUGGCCGGCUCCGGCAAGACGACCUUUAUGCGCCGUGUCAACUCGUAUCUCCACGGCAAAAAAGAGCCUCCCUAUGUCAUCAACCUCGAUCCUGCUGUGAUAAAUGUCCCAUUCGAAAGCAACAUUGACAUUCGCGACUCGGUCAACUAUGAGGAGGUUAUGAAACAGUACAACCUGGGCCCCAACGGCGGCAUCCUGACGUCGUUGAACCUGUUCGCGACCAAGGUUGACCAGAUUGUCAACCUCCUUGAGAAGAGGACGACGCCCGACUCAGCGAACCCAGACAAGGAGCCCAUCAAGAAUAUUCUUGUGGACACACCCGGCCAAAUCGAGGUCUUCGUCUGGUCUGCCAGCGGCACGAUCCUCCUCGAAUCACUCGCCUCUUCCUUCCCGACCAUCAUUGCAUACAUCAUUGACACGCCGCGCACCGCUUCGACCAGCACCUUUAUGAGCAACAUGCUAUACGCCUGCAGUAUCCUCUAUAAGACAAAACUCCCCAUGAUUCUCGUCUUCAACAAGACCGACGUCAAGGACGCCUCCUUUGCGAAGGAGUGGAUGACAGACUUUGAAGCGUUCCAAGCGGCCCUGCAGGAAGACGAGGCGGGCGAGGAGGGUGUCGGCGGUGGCGGGUCCGGGUACAUGGGCAGCCUGCUCAACUCGAUGAGUCUUGUGCUUGAAGAGUUUUACUCACACCUGAGCUUCGUGCCCGUGAGCUCCAAGCUCGGCACCGGCAUGGAGGAGUUCUUCCAGGCUGUCGAGGAGAAGACGGAAGAGUUCAACAGAGACUACCUACCAGAGCUGCAGAGGAGAAGGGCCGAGAGGGAAGACCAGAAACGCCAGACGCGCGAGGCCGAGGUCGACAAGAUGAUGAAGGGACUUUCUGUGGACAAGAAGGACAAGGUCAAGGAAGCGGACGCCCUCGAUGACGGGCCCGACGUUGUCAGCGACAUUGACGACGAUGAUAUGCCGGACGAAGAGGGCGACAGGGAGGGCCUGCAGGCACGGUACGAAGCUUCGAUGCUCGCCGAGGGCGAUUCGGUCAUGUCAGACGCCAGCUUUGCCAAAUACCUGCAUCAGCAGAGGAAGUAA